GUUCCCUACGUCGCACGGAGUACUUCACCGACACAAAGCUCGCUAUGUUGCAUGAGCAUAAUCUCAACCAUUUUUCAGUCAUACCGCCACCAUGGUUCUUUCUAAGCCCGAGAACAAGCACGUCCUGAAGGCCUUCGACCUCACCGGCAAGGUUGCUGCCAUUACAGGCGGCGCCCGGGGUAUUGGACUUGAGGUUUCGAGGGCCCUCGCAGAAGCUGGUGCCAAUGUGGCCCUGAUCUACAACUCUUCUAAAGCGGCAGAGGCCAUUGCCGAAGAGAUCGGUACCCAGAAUAACGUGAAAUCAGCUGCCUAUAAGGCGGAUGUUGGAAAUCAGGAGGAUAUCGAAAGGGUAAUCCAACAGAUCGCUUCAGACUUUGGCAAGCUCGAUAUUAUCGUCGUGAAUUCGGGAGUCACUUCCAAUAUCGCGGCGGAAGACUACACCACGGAACAAUGGCGUGACAUUAUGAAAGUGAAUCUAGAUGGCGCGUUUUAUAGCGCGCAGGCGGCUUCUCGGAUCUUCAAGCAACAAGGACAUGGGAAUGUCAUCUUCACGGCCUCUGUCAGUGCAACAUUGGUGAAUGUGCCUCAGAAGCAAGCAGCGUACAAUGCCUCCAAAGCCGGGGUCGUGCAGAUGGCAAAAUGUCUGUCUGUUGAGUGGGUUGACUUUUGCCGGGUCAACUGCGUUUCCCCGGGGUUCAUAGCCACAGAAAUCCUCGAUAUCCACCCUCUGGAAUGGCGCGAGAAAUGGAACGACAUGGUGCCGGCUAAGCGAAUGGCUGAUGCCUAUGAACUCAAAGGAGCCUAUGUGUUUUGCGCUUCCGAUGCCUCGAGCUAUAUGACGGGAGCCAACCUCGUGAUUGAUGGCGGCUACACGCUGCCUUAGGCAUGACUCUUGCAGCCUAGCGUCCACGUUGUGUUGGACUCUUUUGACAGCAAAUGACGCAAAUGGGUAUACAUAUGUAAGAUGCGGUAGGAGUGUAGUCACACUCGAGAAUAUGUUUCACAGACGG
This is a messenger RNA of Aspergillus piperis CBS 112811, 1010 nucleotides long. Its product is annotated as SDR family oxidoreductase. The record is from RefSeq and is a predicted model, not a curated record. The transcript has 5 exons. Gene Ontology annotation, molecular function: oxidoreductase activity, acting on NAD(P)H, oxygen as acceptor. The coding region runs from base 92 to 883 and encodes 263 amino acids. Gene Ontology annotation, cellular component: intracellular anatomical structure. Lineage: Eukaryota; Fungi; Ascomycota; Eurotiomycetes; Eurotiales; Aspergillaceae.